AUGAAUAACAACAACAAGAAUAGUAAUAAUAACAAUACCAAUCCAAAUGAUCAAGAUUCUAUUAAUCUGAAUAGGAAUCGAUACAACAAUGACAGUAUAUUAGAUUUGAAUUCUUAUAACCAACAACAACAUCAAUACUUGAUCAACUCGAUCAUUUCAACUUUAGAAGCACCUGAACAAUUUACAAACGUUUCCAAAUUUUACUCAAAUGAUAAAAAUGUAGCUGGUGAAGUUCAAGCUUAUGCAAAAAUUUCUGGUACUAAUUGGACUUAUUACGUAAAAGAUUUAGAAAUUACAAUCGGUAGAAACACAUCAGAUCAUAAUGGUGGCCCAGAGGUUAUGCCAAAUCAUAGUAAUGAUAAUAAUAGUGUCAACAUAGAUUUGGGUCCUGCUAAAGUCGUUUCAAGAAAACAUGCAAUGAUAAAAUUUAACAUGCAAUUGGGUGGUUGGGAAUUAUAUUUAUUUGGUAGAAAUGGUGCAAAGAUAAACUUUAAAAGAGUUACUGUAAAUAAUUCACCAAUCCAAUUAGCUUCUGGAACUAUUCUAGAUAUCGGUGGUACCCAAAUGAUGUUCAUUUUACCUGGUCAGGAUUCUCUAAUUUUAUCUUCUGUGGUUUCCCAUCUGUUACCCCAAUUAUCGUUGUUAUAUGAUAACUCAAACUCCUCAAGUGGUAAACUAUUAAACGAUUUAAUUAAAAAUUCAGACUAUUACAAACAGAAUACAAAUAAUAUACAAAAUGUUAUUAAGCAAAAUGAAACAUAUCAAAAUUCUAUAUCUAGUAAUCAAGUUAGAACAUUCAAAAUGUAUGGCAAUAAUCCAUCAUCUGCAUCAUCUUCAAUUUCAAACCCUGCAUCUUUUUAUAGCAAUAGCAAUAGCCAUAAUCCAAGUUUAUCAAAUGGCAGUUCAAAUUCUAGUAACCCGUUAUUAAUGCUAUCUCCUGAUUCAUCUUCAAAUAAUACCGCCCAACAACAUAAUCAACCAAGCUACCCAACGUCAUAUUCAAGCACUUCAAAUCACAAUAAUCAAACUUUCCCAUCGCCAAUUGAUUUUGCUUCUGACUUAUCUCGUGACGAAAAUAGAAAUGUAAAGCCUCCUCAUUCUUAUGCAACAAUGAUUACUCAGGCAAUUCUAUCGACAAAAGAAGGUAUCAUAUCUCUAGCAGAUAUUUAUAAGUAUAUCUCAACAAAUUAUGCUUAUUAUAGGUUUGCUAAAACAGGUUGGCAAAAUUCUAUUAGACACAAUCUGUCGUUAAAUAAGGCAUUUGAAAAAGUCCCAAGAAAACCAGAUGAGCCUGGUAAAGGUAUGAAAUGGAGAAUCAGCGAGUCAUACACACAAGAUUUUAUGAACAAAUGGAAUUCUGGAAAAGUAUCAAAAAUAAGACGUGGUUCAUCAGUUGCAAGACAGCUUCAAUUACACAUGUCAAAGUACAGCAAAUUGCCUUCUCCAAAUGAUCCUGCUGUAGAUCAGCCAAGUAAUUAUAAUCAUAUCUCAUCUAAAAAGAACACUGGAUCUAAUAAUGGUUAUGUGUACUCAAAUUUAAAUCCUUCGCAGCAACAAUACCAACAACCAAAUCCUACAACACGAUUACAAGCUCAACCAACCGUUGAUUUACAAAGACAUCAUCAGCAUAGUCAAAAUCAAUCUUCCUCAUCAUCAGCUUCCUCUGUACCGGAUGGAUUCCCAAAUACAUUAUUAUUGCCGCCACAACCUGCGACUUCAGUGGGUUCAAGUCAUAACCCGACUAAUAGCGCUCUAGUUUCCUUUAAUAAUGCAUCAAAUCCUAGCAUCACAAGAACUCCACAAUUGCCGUCCCUUUCUAACCAUAUUUCUACAAAUUCGACGUCUUCAUUAUUACCUCCUUCUACUUCUACAUCAAAUCCAAACCACCCUUCAUUUUCUGUAUCAAUGAAUCAUUUAUCUCCUUCAGGAAGUAACCUAAUGCAGUCACCAAGUAAAACUUUCCAUGUAACACCGAUGGAAGCAUAUACGCCGGAGAGAGGAUCUACAAAUCAUUUAAGGUCUCCAUCGCAAAAUACAUUAAGUGGAGGCCAAUCUUUAGGCACACUUGGGAAUGGAAUUUUAUCAAACAGCAAGAUUAAUAAUAGUAUUAAUAUGUUAGGGAACGACAAAAAUUUACUGUCGACUAGUAUUUUGAACCCGCCAACAAGUGCCAAGUCAAGUAAUGACCGUAGUUCUCCAAAUGUUUGGAACUUGCUUCAAUUUAACUCUGCAACAAAUACCCCUGCUUCUUCUAUGAAGAGAAGAAUUUCUUCAGAAAAUGAAGCCAAUGAUAAUGAAAACCAUAAUAACGACGGUAAAGGCGAUGUUUCUCCCUCAAAGGCGGCACGUCAACUACCUACCAAGGAAUUAAUUUUGGAAACCGAUGGUGCUAAAAUUUCCAUGGUUAAUGAAUGA
Molecule: messenger RNA, 2415 nt
Organism: Vanderwaltozyma polyspora DSM 70294
Lineage: Eukaryota; Fungi; Ascomycota; Saccharomycetes; Saccharomycetales; Saccharomycetaceae
Gene: FKH1
Product: forkhead family transcription factor FKH1
Exons: 1
Coding region: 1-2415 (804 amino acids)
Biological process (GO): regulation of transcription by RNA polymerase II
Molecular function (GO): DNA-binding transcription factor activity, RNA polymerase II-specific; protein binding; RNA polymerase II cis-regulatory region sequence-specific DNA binding
Source: RefSeq, a predicted model, not a curated record